AUGAAUGAAGAUCAUGUAAUACGUUUGUUAGCAAGAUUACUUAAGGAAGGUUUCAUUUCUAGUGGAGAAUAUAAUGUGACUAAGCCAAUAGGCUCAAGACUAGCACGUCUCUAUGGUGUACCAAAAUUACAUAAGGCUAAAGAAAAUUAUCCAUUACGUUCGGUUAUGUCUCCAAUCAAAGAAGUUGGAUAUGGUUUAGGAAAAAUGCUCAGAAAUCGAUUAUCACAUCUUUAA
Rotaria sordida is the source of this 234-nucleotide messenger RNA. The record is from the annotation of a GenBank genome assembly. NCBI's taxonomy places the organism in Eukaryota, Metazoa, Rotifera, Eurotatoria, Philodinida, Philodinidae.